AGGCCUUAUAGCCGGCCUCAGACCAGCGGUCGUGGAGGUAACUCGCCGCCGGACGCGUACUUUCUCUGCUGGACAGAUGGUCAUCCCUCGUUAAAGACACAACCCUACAAGCCCACGACGUUCCCUAUCGUACUGCCCUGCUUUAAUUAUCCGCUAAUCUACUGAAUCCCUCUACUACACCAAAACUCCGUUUUCCUCGGUGCUAUCCAGCUUCUGCAUACGACUUUCCUACGCCAUCCAUGCCGUCUUACCUGGAACCACUGUCACCCAUUUCUCCGCUCUGUAAAUCCCUUGUUGGUCUGCCGUGGACCGCGUCGGACUGUCAAGAGUCCAAUGUCGCUGGUCGGUCUCGACCCCGCUUGCCGGCGCGCCCCUCAACCGCGCGUGCGUCGACCACUUCUGCAUUGCGCGGGCCCCGCGCACCACACUGUCCACUCUCUGUCUCCAACGAGAACGAGAACCGGCGACCGCGUAGCGCCAGCCACGCACUGUCUAGCGUCGCACGUCCUCUACCUGCACCUCCGCCAUGUACGUCCACCGCGACGCGCCGGGGCACGUAUCGUCCACUUCCACGACCACCAUGCCAACCCGUUGCGCCGCCUCCUACACCUCUGCAACAGGUCGCCAAUCCUCUGGAGUACGAGCUCCUCGGUUCACGGAGGCACACGGUUCUCCGGCUUGAUUUCCCCGACUCGCCUGAACCGGGAAUAAUCAUCGUCUCGCCUCUCACGGGUACCUCGGACCUGUCUGUGUCGUCGAUUAGCCAAGCGGCGGCUACAGGGUCGCCGUCUGUGGACGAGACGGGGAGGUGGACGGUGACAUACGAACAUGUAGACGUGCAACCAUCACAGCGGCCGACGCUGCCGCGCAUCGACACCAACCUAAACGCGUCGAAGUCGCUCCCGUCCGGCCCCAUCGCGUUCGCUCGCCCCAACGUACUAUCCCCUAUCGAGAACUACUAUGACAAGGACUCCGCCGUCCUUAGUGAAGUCGACAACAAUCGUCCACGCUGCCGCCCAACGGACGAGUCAUACGUGUUCGUGGAUGGUCCGCUCCCGGCGGCCAGCGCUGACCCGCCGAGCCCGCCGCGGAAGAGUGGACAUGCCCGUAUAGCAUCGGACUUGUCGAAGAAGCUCAAGCGGUACAGCUGCAAGUGGAUCAGGGAAAAGAAGGGAAGACGGUGGGUCGAGGAGGAUUACGGUACGGUGCUGCAGAAGCUGAGGCGAUUGAAGUGAUGUGAAUCCGUGGGUGUCGCGGUAGCAGGAGCGGACGAGGAAAGCCGCACAGACCCUCGCCAUGUUGUGGCAUGCCUUCAAAGUCUCCUCUUGCAAACGUACAAAUCCUACACUGAAUUUAUCAGGCCCCCAUAUAUUCACUAUCGCACGUUCUGCUGUUCUUGCUUUGAUAUCCGUCAUUGCCCACACAUGCAGCUCCGAAUUCUAUCUUC
Molecule: messenger RNA, 1447 nt
Organism: Rhodofomes roseus
Lineage: Eukaryota; Fungi; Basidiomycota; Agaricomycetes; Polyporales; Fomitopsidaceae
Exons: 2
Coding region: 240-1235 (331 amino acids)
Source: RefSeq, a predicted model, not a curated record